Molecule: messenger RNA, 690 nt
Organism: Gadus morhua (Atlantic cod)
Lineage: Eukaryota; Metazoa; Chordata; Actinopteri; Gadiformes; Gadidae
Product: carcinoembryonic antigen-related cell adhesion molecule 6-like
Exons: 2
Coding region: 22-672 (216 amino acids)
Source: RefSeq, a predicted model, not a curated record
UUAAAGCUACAUCUCAGCCUAAUGCAAAUGUUUCUUGAAAACAACCACGUAGAUUCAGCCCCAGCACCCUCCAUACAGACCCUCCAGGAGGGACCACUAACGGAGAGGAGCAGGGUAACGUUCACCUGCAGGGCCUUUGCACCCUGUCCCACCCAGCCGCCUCACCUGAGCUGGAACCAGUCAGGAGGCCCUGAGGGUCGGCGGGAACCGCACGGAGACCAAGAGCCUAACGUCAGGACCCGGCGGCUGAAUAUCACUCUGUCAGACCGACAUCACGGGGUCCGCCUCACCUGUCUGGCGGAGUAUCCGGUGAACGACCCAGCAGGCGGGCCCAGCAACAGAACAGCAGAGAGCGUCGUGACGCUCAACGUUUCCUAUUCCCCGAAGGAUACCCAGGCCUCCGUCAGCCCCCCCACGGUGUCGCUGGGCAGUGUGGUCAACCUGACGUGCACCAGCAGAGCCAACCCCCCCGUUCUCCGGUUCACCUGGUUCAGGAGCAGUGCGGAGGGACCCCUGAACGUGUCAGAUGGAUCUUUGUACAGCUUCAAUGUGUCCAGCUACAGAGACAUCUACUACUGCGUGGCCACGAAUCCCUUGGGAAACCAAACAUCAGAAGAGAUUAAGCUAACUAUCAGUGGUGAAAGCGGUAAAUCAACUUCUUCACAUAGAUAGACCCUAUAAUAAAACCUU